Messenger RNA from Spinacia oleracea (spinach), 1090 nucleotides. Its product is annotated as peptide deformylase 1A, chloroplastic/mitochondrial. Bases 106 to 942 code for a protein of 278 amino acids. Gene Ontology annotation, biological process: N-terminal protein amino acid modification; peptidyl-methionine modification. NCBI's taxonomy places the organism in Eukaryota, Viridiplantae, Streptophyta, Magnoliopsida, Caryophyllales, Amaranthaceae. The record is from RefSeq and is a predicted model, not a curated record. Gene Ontology annotation, cellular component: mitochondrion; chloroplast. Gene Ontology annotation, molecular function: peptide deformylase activity. The transcript is spliced from 4 exons.
CCAAUUAGAAAUUCUUUACUCGCAUAAAAAUAGAUUUUGAAACAGAUUCUUCAAUUUCUUGUGAGCUUCUUCAGUAAGGCAGCCAUAACCACAAGGUCCACAACAAUGGAGGCAAUUCCCCGCUUCUCCAACCGCCUCCUUUCUCUCUCCUCCAUCAACCCCAACACUAAAUCCCUCAUCACUCCUUUUCUCCGCCUCCAAUUAUCACAAAUUCCCACAUUUAACCAAUUACCCAUUUCCCCAAACCCGCUUAAAACCACCCGUUUUUUCCUCAGCACAAAAACCCUCAACCCUUCUUCUCCACCCUCCACAUCAAUAACCCGGGCAGGUUGGUUACUGGGUCUUGGUAACAAUAAGCGGCAGAAGCAGUUGCCCGACUUGGUUAAAGCGGGUGACCCGGUUCUCCAUGAAGCUGCCCGAGAAGUUGACCCUAAAGAUAUCGGGUCGGAAAAGAUCCAAAAGAUAAUUGAUGAUAUGAUUGGGGUUAUGAGGAUGGCCCCUGGAGUUGGACUUGCUGCUCCCCAGAUUGGUAUCCCUUUAAAGAUUAUUGUGUUGGAAGAUACAAAAGAGUUCAUCAGUUAUGCGCCAAAAGAGGAAAUCAAAGCACAAGAUAGACGCCCUUUUGAUCUUCUGGUUAUCGUGAAUCCAGUAUUGAAAAAGAAGAGCAACAAAACGGCGCUUUUCUUUGAAGGCUGCCUGAGUGUUGAUGGAUAUAGAGCGGUUGUGGAGAGAAGCCUUGAUGUCGAAGUCAAAGGAUUGGAUCGAUAUGGGCAGCCCGUAAAAGUGGACGCUUCAGGAUGGCAGGCCCGUAUUCUUCAGCACGAGUGUGACCAUUUGGAGGGUACUCUUUAUGUGGACAGGAUGGCACCAAAGACAUUCAGAACUGUUGAAAACUUAGAUUUACCUCUUGCAGUUGGCUGUCCGAAGCUUGGGGCACGCUAGUUUUCAUCUUGAAAGAUUAGCCUAGCCAAAUGGAGGAUUUUAUCACCAAGAAUUUUGGUGAAAUUAGGUUCAGAAUUUUCUAGGGGAACCAAUACUCAUGUUGAUUAUUUUCAUAUUGAUUACGAGUACAUGUUACAUUUUAUAUUUA